Pocillopora damicornis (cauliflower coral) is the source of this 648-nucleotide messenger RNA. RefSeq names its product UPF0488 protein C8orf33 homolog. NCBI's taxonomy places the organism in Eukaryota, Metazoa, Cnidaria, Anthozoa, Scleractinia, Pocilloporidae. The record is from RefSeq and is a predicted model, not a curated record.
AGAUCCAAUAUGGCGGAUGGAGAAGCAUCGAAAGAACUCACUGCAAAACAGCGUAAAAAUAAGAAAAAGAAGGAGGCUGCCAAACGUAAAAAGCAGGAGCAAAGUCUUAAGGAGUCUGUCGAAGGAAGUGAGAAACACGAUGGAAGGGAAACCCAAGAAAACUUCGAGUCAGCAGAGGACAAGUUUCAUCGAGAGCUGAACUGGUGUAUUGAACAGCUUGAGAUGGGCCUUGCUUUUCAGAAGACUGACAAGAAACACGCCGAAGUUGUUCACCGUCAUUUACGAUCUUUAAAGUCUUCCAAAACACUCAUGCCAAGAAAACGACAACUGAUGUUUUCACUGUUUGGAGACUACAGAAAGAAGAUGGAAGAAGACAAAAGAAGGGAAAAACAAGAACCAUCUGUGAAUCCAAGACUGACUACUGUUAACAGGGAAGAACAAAAAAGCAUUUUUGUCAAAGUUUGUCAGACAAAAUGCAAAGAUUCAGAUAAGGAGAAAGCCGCAGACAAAGAAGAGAUUCCCUCAAACAAUGUCUGGAAGUUUCAAACAUCUGAUAAUGAGUUCAGAUUUGAUUUUGGUGAUUCAAGAAGCUAAAAUGCCGGUCAGUUGGACCAAUUUACUCUUAAGUAAUGUGGAAGUCAUGUGAUG